Messenger RNA from Schistosoma margrebowiei, 3367 nucleotides. Lineage: Eukaryota; Metazoa; Platyhelminthes; Trematoda; Strigeidida; Schistosomatidae. The record is from the annotation of a GenBank genome assembly.
GAAAAUCAACCUUCAGAAACGGCGCGCCCAAUAGUUUUCUACGCGUAAGGCUUUGGUGUGAGAACAAAGAAUUCACGGAGAAGACUUCUAAAUCUUGAUGGAGAGGUUUAUUCAAAGCAAAAUUUAUUUUGGUCUUUAUGUAGUGAUAUGUCACGAUUCGUAAAGUAGACGAGUAAUUAAAUGGGGAUCUUGACAAAAAUUAGUGUUUAUGAAUGUCUCUUUCUACUUGGCAUAUAUUCAUUUGGUCUUUUUAUAUUUAUGAGUGGUCUACUGCCGAAUGAUCCAGCUACAAAAGUUGACAAAAUUGGAGAUGUAGAAGAAACAUAUAAGAUUGAUAAAUUUGUCAUGGUCAUAGUUGACGCAUUAAGAGUAGACUUUUUGUUUUCACCAAAGUACUCAGAAAAUUGGGUCAAACUUCGUUCGUAUAUGAAUCUCAAGUCGGCCACAUGUUCUGCUUCAAUUGUUCAACCCCCUACUGUGACACUACCGCGAAUAAAGGCAAUCGUCUCAGGGAGAAAUCCGAAGUUUGUUGAUAUUUUGCACAACAUAAAUGCAGAAACUAUGGUUGAUGAUAAUUGGGUAACUCGUUUGGUAAAUCAUAAGUGGAAAAUUCAAUUUUAUGGGGAUGAUACUUGGAUAAAGCUCUUUCCUAAAAGCUUUCAGGCCUAUGAAGGCACAAAUUCAUUCUAUGUUAAUGACUUCUAUGAAGUAGAUGAAAAUGUAACACGUUAUAUCUCGACAUUGAUGACCUCACCUGAUACAUGGGAUGGUCUUAUUUUGCAUUAUUUGGGGUUGGAUCAUAUUGGACAUAUUGAAGGACUUAAGGGAUCUAGCAUCCCUAAAAAAAUUCGUGAAAUGGAUGAAGUUAUUCACAACAUACUUGAAGUAUUGAUGAACUCUUCAUCAAUUAUCAAUAAAAAUUGGUUAUUUAUUUUAACAGGCGAUCAUGGAAUGAGUGAUAAAGGCAGUCAUGGAGGCUCUACAACUGGUGAAAAAACAACUGGCCUUUUUAUGCUUGGAUCUAACUGGAAUAAAACCAAUGAUCAUUUAACUGAGAACACAUGUGUAACAACAAAUCUAAAACAGUUGCCACAAACACAACAAGUUGAUUUGGCCACAAUAAUCGGAUUAAUUACAGGAGUUGGUAUACCAGAGAGAAGUUUAGGCAUUUUAUCAUCUUCGUGGUUGUAUAAUUUCUGGUCAACAAAUUAUGAUCGAUUAAAAGUGCUAUAUAUGUUAAUGCAACAUAUUGGUCGUUUAUCUGGUGAAUGUGUAUUUUCAUUGAAGUCAUAUCAUAAAUUUGAGCAUAAAAAUUGUAUGUCAAAUGUAUGGAGUCAAGAACGAACUACGGAAUAUAACAUUUUGCUAAAUGAAAUUAUCACUUGGUUACAUUGUCAAAACACUCAAGGAAAUUCAACUAAUGAAUUCAAGCAAAUUGAUUGUGUAAAAUCAGGUUCUCGUUUAAAAGGCGAAGAAUUAAUUACUAACACAGUUAACCUACUUACCGGUAUACAAUCAGAAUCUUUGUCAAAAGUUGAACAUUUAAAUAAUGAAAAAAUGAUAUUUGGCGGUAUUUUAAUGUGGAUUGUUACCUUAUUGCUGUUUCACAAGAUUCUCAAUUCAGUUAUUUACUCUUCCGAUACCAAAAAUUCUUUGACAAACAGAAAAAAUCAAAAAACAAUAAUUCAGUAUUAUUAUUCGGAUACAGCUGAUUUGAGUUAUUCAUUUGAUCCAUUAUUAGUUCAAAUUAUCUGUUGGUUCGGUACAAUUUGCCUAGUUCUACAUUCCAUCAGUUUAGCAUCAAGUAGUUGGGCUGAAGAAGAACAUCAAUUAUGGUAUUAUUUUAGUUCAAGUCUUAUAUUACUGACUAGUUUAUUGAUUCUACUUGGCAACGUUAGUUCAAGUGUGAAAUGGGUCAUUUUAAAAAGUAUUUUUAAAAUACUUGUAUUAGAUCGCUUCCUAUUGCGUAGACUACAUCAAACUGGUAAUAAAUGGAUACAUUCACCGGAUAUAUCUGACUGGCUGUACAAACCUGAACACGUUGCAGUGUUAUGGACUUGUUUAUUGUUUUGGUGGAUUGUAUUUCUAGUAUUUCGUUUCAAAGCAAUUAUUCAUCUGCGUCCUAAUUGUUCAUUAUGGGAAAAAUGUCAAUAUUAUGCCCCAAUGAUCAGUGGAGCUUUCAUAGUUUUCAACCAAUUAUUAUAUAGAGCAGCAGUAUCAGAUUACGAACAUGAAGAUGCUAUACAAUCAGCUCGAAUUGUUUACUUGUUAUGCUUAAUAGAUGCAUUUUUUUUGUAUAAAUCAAGAAGUAUACGUUUAAAUAAAAAUGCUAAUCGUUUAUUUGGUCAAACAUCAGCGAAUUCAUCAAAAACAUUUUGGGAUUCAAUUGUUCAUCCGUUAUGUACAUUAAAUAUACUCGUGUGUUUACUCGGUAAACCUGUGAUUACAAUUCUAUGGCUUAGUAUAUGGAUUAAAGAAGCGUUAACAUCCGAAAUGAUACAAGUAAUAUUUCAUUAUUCGGGUAUUCAUUCAUCGCAUAAUACAUUUCGUUAUAUUUUGCCAUUCUGUUCAUGGCUUAUCUACUGGACUCAAGGUUGGGUGAGCUUUUUUCAACAAGGGAAUUCCUUGAGCUUUUCUACCAUUGAUCUAUCUGCAGCGUAUGUUGGUCUUCGAUAUCAUCAACCAAUAAUAGCCGGUCUACUUUUAGCCUUUUACACUUACUCUGGACCAUUAAUAUGGCAAUUAGCCUAUUUUUGUCGAUUUGUUUUAUCCAGAUAUAAACAUUUUGGUGAAAAGUUUAAUUGUCUUGUAUUAGGUUUUAUUGUAUUACCUAUUACAUUAUGUGGCACAUUUUGUUUCUUUCUACAAUCACAUUUAUUUAUUUGGACAGUUUUUGCACCGAAGAUGUUGUAUUCUGCUGUAUUAUAUUUAACUAUGGUUCCUGUUUUAUGUAUUUGGUCUGUGAUAACCCCAUAAAUGUAAUUGUAAGCAAAUAUUUAUGAAUAUAUGUGGUUUUAUAUCAUGUCUUAAAUGUUCUAGUGUUUUCUGUUUUAUGCUUCUCAUUUCUAAUCUCUUUUGAUGCUGAACUCUGUCGUUUUAGAUUUAGAAAAAAGAUGUAAGUUAGUUUAAAGUGAUAACCACAGCAAUAAGAUUCAGGAAGUCGCUCGUAACAUGUCUUUAAUUUUAAAAAGUUUGCACAGUUUUUUUUGGUCUUUUUUUUUUAAAUUUAUUUUUAAAAAAAAUUUCUUUUUGUAUUUUCUACUGCCUAUUUGUUCGUUUUUUUUCAGUAAGUAACUUGUUGAAAUACCCUGUGCUGAGAAUUCUAUAUUGUACCAAAAUAUAAUAUUGAAUAAAGCCAUUAAUAAUA